GGAGCCUAGAAGAAGACGAUGACUAGGGAGAUACUUGAGAAGCCCGUUGUUCUCAUUCCUGAGAUCUUUGAAGAUAACUAUUCGCCCGAUGAAGAAGUUUUCUCGUUAAUAUACGACUUACCCAAGUCAGUGAGGUCGAUGGACUGGAACGGUGAUCUGCUGGCAUAUGCGACAGAUACGGGUGUUGGCGUGUUGACGCCCAUUCCUCGUGAUUCACCACUGGCGAAGAAUUUACCAAGUGAUCUACAACAAGAGUGGUGUUUCCAAGUGACUAAUGUUCUGACCACGAGUCCCGUCACUCAUCUGCGAUUCACCAGUAAGUUCUUGGUUAUGUGCCAGGAAAAUAGGGAUAUUAUAGUUAUGGAUCAUUUGGACGGAAAGAAACAUUCUGUCUCUGGUGCAGACCGCCAUUUGGAGGAUAUCAAUAGCAUUGACGUUUCAGAGGAUGGCCAUAUCGUUUCUUGUGGUGACGACCGCCGUGUUGUAGUCUGGGGACCAAAUGGAAGCACAAGGGUGAAAUAUCUUGACGGUGUACCAACCCUCGUGAAGUUUUGGACGGACAAAGAUCUUGAUAAAGUUAUCGUUGUUGAAGAUGGGUCUAAAGUGAAGGUUUGGAAUUGGCGUAAGGAUGAGUGGCUUUACACCAUCUACCCUGAGUGUUUCAUCCCAGGCACCCCACCAAGCAUAUUGGACAUUGUCACCAAUGACGGAAACAUCACAGUCAUUGGCGAUGGCUCGUGGAAACAGUACGUACCAGCGGAAUUGGAAGGAGGAGCUGGUUAUACUUUUCCAAACUCUCAAGGUAGGCUCAAGGGAUGGGGUGUUAACAAGUGCCAAUACCUCUCCUCCACGAGCAAUUGUGGCUUAAUUGGAGGUGUGGGCACCGACAGAUCCUUCUUCUACAACUUAUUUGGCGAUAACUCUGGCCAUGUUUAUCAGUUCAAGUUGCAAUUGCCUUGUGUCUCAGUGCCAGCUGGUUCCAUCAACCAUAACGGCGUGGUGGCAUUUGCAUCUGGUUCCAGACUUGUACUGAUAAAGCCCUUCGAAACGUAUGAGGCAGUUGUAUAAACAAAUUCUAUCUCGUAAUGGAUGCUCAUAUAUAGUG
Messenger RNA from Williopsis jadinii, 1105 nucleotides. RefSeq lists its product as uncharacterized. The record is from RefSeq and is a predicted model, not a curated record. The coding region runs from base 19 to 1068 and encodes 349 amino acids. The transcript is spliced from 2 exons. Lineage: Eukaryota; Fungi; Ascomycota; Saccharomycetes; Phaffomycetales; Wickerhamomycetaceae. Gene Ontology annotation, molecular function: protein binding.